Messenger RNA from Stegastes partitus (bicolor damselfish), 2637 nucleotides. RefSeq names its product norrin cystine knot growth factor NDP (gene ndp). NCBI's taxonomy places the organism in Eukaryota, Metazoa, Chordata, Actinopteri, Pomacentridae. The record is from RefSeq and is a predicted model, not a curated record. Gene Ontology annotation, molecular function: cytokine activity; frizzled binding. Gene Ontology annotation, biological process: Wnt signaling pathway; Norrin signaling pathway; positive regulation of DNA-templated transcription. The transcript is spliced from 3 exons. Bases 349 to 780 code for a protein of 143 amino acids.
UGAGAGAGAGAGAGAGAGAGGUAGAAACAAGAGGAGAGAGGAGCUGGCUGGGAAACAAUAGUUGAACAACAAAUCCAGUGUUGCAUGCAGCCUCUGUGGAUACCUCUGCUGUCUUUCUGCUGCCGGGCGCUCAAGACUGUGGUGGAUCCAGACUGUGGGGGAUGGCGUGGCCUGACGAAGCAACCCUCUUGCUACCUUCCUCCCUGCAGCUCGCCGACUCUGAACCUCCGCUGUACUAGCAGGAACCAACGAGCGAUCAAUAUUUUCCUCGUAUUCGAGACCCUGUAACGCAACAACGAAACGUGUUGGACAUCCGGCGAGGAUCGAGAGCCUCAGGGUGGCCCCACCAUGAAACCAUCCAUUUCUGCGGGCCCCAACUCCGGCCUCCUGCUGGUGCUGAUGUGCUGCCCCCUGCUGGGCCUGGUCCAGUCCGCCAGCAGCAACAAGGCCAGUGAUAACGGGCACCCCCACCUGGGAGACGCGGACCCGGAGCGCUGCAUGAGGCACCACUUUGUGGAGACCAUCACGCACCCGAUUUAUAAAUGCAACUCCAAGAUGGUAUUACUGGCUCGCUGCGAGGGCCACUGCAGCCACACGACCCGCUCCGACCCGCUCAUCUCCUUCAGCUCGGUGCUCAAACAGCCCUUCAAGAGCACCUGCUCCUGCUGCCGGCCACACACCUCCAAGCUGAAGGCGGUGAGGCUGCGCUGCGCCGGCGGGACUCGUAUCACGGCCACGUACAGAUACAUCCUGGCCUGCAACUGCGAGGAGUGCAGCUGAGCAGGCUGCAGCAACCUCCCAGGACCUCAAGACUCUCCAGAUCCGGCAUUUUUCUUAACCUUAAAGCUGUCCAGAGCGCUUUGGUUGAUUAUUGGAUCAGAAAAUUGCCCCAGAGAUGCUUGUUGUUAACUUGGGAGUGAUAGUUUGGGGCACUCACGUGGGCCUUAAAAAUUGAGCUGCAGCCCUUGGGACUGGGACAGAACAUACUAUACCUUCUCCAUUAUGUGCGUUUCAAUCAGUACAAACCAUGCAAAGCAUUUUUCUCCAGCUUACAAGGCCAGACACCACAAACUGCUGCUCCCAUGGGCCACUCAGAGACCCUCCUCGCUGCAGAGACACACUGCACUCAUUACAGGCCUCUGUAAUUCAUAACACACACGCUCGCAAACCGCAGUAUGAGAGCUCAUUACAAAUAUCCGUAACAGCCUUCUCCCAGCUCCAUAAAAAACCCCACCGUGCGUUCAACAACAAAACAACACGCCUCGUUAAAAAGCAGCAUGGGAAAGGACGAGGCUCGGCGAGAACUGGCCCGGACAUGUGGUGGAUCUAUAGAGGGGCACCUGUACAGAGCUCAUUCUCCCAAUAACAUUUUACACACUCCCCGCUGACUUUCAUCUCGCUGUGUAAAACAUGACCGACGCUGACAGGAGAGCUCAUCAAGUGGACAAUAAAGAGGAGCCUGCGAAAGGAGCCCUGAGGAUGAAAGAAGGGUUUGACCAGCCUCCGGUUGGCGGCUCAGACUGUCGAUAGACUGUCAGUGUUCAUUUAAAAUGUAAUCUAUUUGAAUAUUUGUCAAACAUUAUUGUAACUGCAGCUACUAUCAUGCCGAACUGAUAAAACUGUCAUGUAUCGUUACUAAAGACACGUCCAGUGUUUUGACUUGGAGGAAACAUUUGUCAAAACAGCUCCAUGGUUGCUCUGCAAACAUUUUCCUCAUGAUGAAUACAGAAACUCGCGUAUAAUUCAUGCUCUGUGUGUCUCGGGCUCAUUGGCCUCCACGACUUGUGGUCAGUUUAUCUGAAUUUAUGUCUCGUUGUUCAGAUUGUGGGUUUUUUUUCUAUCAUUAAAAUUCCAGUUUUCUCAAACCACGAAGAAUUCAGAGCUUAAAUUUAGAAUCUGAGCAAAUAAAUGAGGGUUUUAUGGAAGCAAAGAAAUAAUAGCUUUAAAUUUUAUGAGCUACUCAAUGCCCACUUUUGAAAUGCAACCCCUGCUGAUUACUUUGUGCUCUGUGGAGUUUUCCUGUGAACACCAUUGACUGUAUAUAAAAGAUGGAUAGAGCCACUGUGGUUUGUGGAUUAAUAUUUUCAAAACUUGAGUUUACAAUUUGCCCAUCUUUCUGUUUCGCAACUAAAUGUAAUGAACAAGGGGUGGCUCAAUCACCUAAAAGACACCCUGCAUUAUCAUCGUCUUUCCUCUAAAUGGGACCAUCAUUUACUACAUGCUGUACUGAAGGAGGCUUUGAACUGAAGAUUGAAACCAUAAACUCAUUAGGAAAAGGUUUACUGUGGUAACAAAUCAAGUCAGAAGUAAGUUCAUUUUCUCAUUGACUUCUAUACAAUCUGACUUCUUUUUUCCACAACUAGAGGAGUUGCUCCCUGCUGGCUGUUUGAAAGAAUACAUCCAUCUUUAUAUACAGGCUUUUAUUUACAGCCUCUGGGGGCGUGUUGCUGCUAUCUUGGCUCAUUAGCGCCACCUGUCAAUGAGUGGGGUAACUACCAGUGAAUGUGCAUCAUGUCAACUGUGUUCAUGCAUGUUUCUUCUCAUGUCUCUGCACCAAUCAGCAACCACGGCUGAAAAAUAAAGCCAAAGCGGAAGAGAAACUGCAGUUCCUCAAACGUCCACUUGAGGCUCCAUAAC